UAAUUUACUCCUCUCUGAGAACGCAUUGUUAAAUAUUAAUGAAAAUAGCCUACGUGUGUAUGCGAGCGCGACUGUAAUAAGAUGGUUCAUGACCAUGACAGCUGCUUGCGCAGUAAACUCUUUCGACUUGAUGUCUCUCAUGAAGCGUAAAUGUUCCGAUGAAAAUGCUUAAUUAGAGAUGUUACGGUUUAUUUUAAUGUCGUUGCGCUGGGGAAAGCGUUGCGCUAAAGGACGUAUACACAUAGUAACCUACAGAAAAUGGGAAGCGACUGCAGCACGUCUAUAGCGCAACCCUGGACGGCAGAGGCUUUUUCCAUAAAGAGUCAUACUCCAUUCUAAAGAUGUCCAUCAUAUAUAUGCCUUAAGACACGAAUGAUGCUGCACGGGUCUACACCAUCUAAUAUUUUGUCAGGUAACCUGAUAUGUGCUAUAUGUGGUGCGACUAAAUUACCCGUUUUUAGCUUAGACAAAUGAUCGUCAUUUUAACGGUAAGAUCACGUAGAAAUAGGUGAAACAACUGCACAGUUUCACUUUGUUUCACUUUGAAUAUGAGCAGAUCACAAGAAUUACAAAUAUAUUUCAAAAUUCUAAAUUUUAAAGGGGUCAUGAAAUGCAUUUUCAGUUCUUUACCUAGGCCUACUGUAUAUUUCUAGAGGUUAGCUUGUAAAGUUUGCACUCACGGGGCGUUACCUUUUUCAAAAAUGCAAGUAAAUGCCCAAUGCUCUGAUUGGCGAACUCCAUCGUGCCUUAUCCACGCUCUCCUCAAUGCCAUGCCUGACGUGUUUUGAUGCUGGAGAUGGCCAGCACUGUAUGUGGCCAGAGCCUAUAUGUGUUUGAGUCUGAGUCAGAUCCCAAGUCAGAAGAAAGUGAACCACGAACCAGUGCAACCACAGUUGCAACAGUCUGCUUCAGCAUGGUGGGUGAGGAGAAAAAUGACAUCUUGUUUUACACUAGGUUGAUCUCGGGAAAAAUAUACUUUGGAUACUUUGUAGAGAACUGAAGCUGUAACAACUAAUUGAUAAAAUGCAAUGCAACAGCAAAAUCCAUCCAUCCAUCCAUCCAUUCAUCAAUCAGGAGAAGAAAUGAGAAGGAACAGUUGAGCAUAUGAUUUCAACAAGCAACCACAGCCAUAGGCAGUUUCACUAUAAGACAGACUGUCACUAUGGUGCCUCUACUCCAACUCUUUCUUCUAAUGCCUCUAAUUAAGCCAAUCACAAAUCAUGUCCAUGGAAACUCUCUUUCUUCUCCAACCACUCAUUCAAAUCACAGCCUGUUUACUCACACUUACAUGCUUGUCAGAAAAACUGAUCACAGAUUGGCAGCCAAUGCUGCGUUAGAAACUGUGAGACCGUUUCUCCAUGGCUUCUAUCAGAAUAGUGUCAUUAAAUCAAGUGGAGAUUCAAACGAAUGGGCAGAAAGCAGAAAUACUGAGGACACAUUGUCAGAAAAAACAUCACAUACUGACAUAACUGGGUCAAGAGGUAUAUUUUUAUUAUCACCCAAAAACAGAGUCAAAAGAGGUCCUACCCAAAAUGCCAGAAUACCACAAGAUGCUGCUGGAAAAGAAAAGGAGACUGCUGAUGAGACAGAGUCAAUGACAGAAGAACCAGUUGCUGAAUUCGAAGAGAAAGACUUGUCAACAGUUGGGUCAGGUGAUAUGUUAAUACCCAGAGAAAUGGGCUUCGUUGGAUCAUCAACAGAGGCAAUAUCAUCUCUUGAUAAAAAGCAUACCCAGUACAGACCGCAAGUUCAGACUGCUUAUAGUGUGCUGGCUAGUUUGGCCACAGUACAAACAAAUCCAACAAUCAACCCUUCACUCGGGAAGGGUUCUACAACUUCACCACCUAUUGAAAAGCCUGUACCCACUUCCAGUAGGAUUAGCCAACUGGACGCCAACAGGACUGAACUGGAAAUAGGUAGGUUUGGGAUAACCACUCCAGCUAAAAUUCAGCCAAGGCAGUUUACCACUUUACAGUCACAUACUGAAGCCACCUCUCUUAGCACAAGCACAACCAAUCUACAACUAGAGGCACCAUCACUGGGAGUGGACAUCAUUACUUCCAACUAUUCACAACCAAAAAGCACUUCACACUCAACAAAAUCAGCAAAAAUACCCAAUGACCAGUCAAAAGAGCCAGGAAUGAAAGGAACAGUGACCGAUAUAAAGAACACUAAAGACAUACCCACUUUUCUAAGGACUGCCUCCCCUCACCCGACUGGACAUGGACAUUUUCUAUUCUCAGAAAAUGAUGGAAGAUUUACAGAGAAGGACCAGUCAGUCUCACAGGGAAUAGUCCCAUCUCUGAAGUCAAACCCUGCCUCUCCAACCUAUGCCCUACCCAAGGACCCCUGUGCUUCUGGUGUGGGUCCCUGCGUUUUUUCCAAAGAUCAAAACAACGAUGAUAAAUAUGGAACAACAAAUGGGAGCUUUUUAGUGUGGGCAGACUUAAAACGCACACUUUCAUUUGCAUGGGAACUGCAUGUAUUUGGUUCUGCUGCGCUUUUCCUUCUGCUGACUGCUGGCUCAGCCCUCGGUUUAGCAUUAUCUCCCAGCUUGAACUGCCCUCACCGUGGUGAACUGAUACUCACCAAUAGCCUCUUGCUAGUUGCAGGUGCAGUUAGAGCAGGCCACUUCUUGCUCGACCCAUAUGGGACUCGGCUCCUCCUGCCACCUCCUGUCGUAAUAGCUUUAUACACUCUGCCGUUACCGCUGUUAAUUCUGGCACAGGCUGCAUUAGUGAUACUGGUACUAAAAGAGACAGGGGUAACCUGGCUUCCACCAACACUUCAGCGUCCCCCUCUUUUAGGAGUGUUAGCUGUUUUCCAAUGCACUCUCCUACUUGCUGCAGACUUACUUUCCCCUGCGCUUUCGCCUGCUGUUCCCAUUGCCCUCCAGAGCCUCACGCUGACUGCAGGCCUCGUACUGUGUUUAGGCUACCUUUUCUUGGCACUGCCACGCUUCUCUCACACACAUGCAGCUCGGGCAGGGAAUAAGGGUACGGGUGAAGGAAAGGUGCGGGUUUUAGCACGGAUACUGGCAGUGUGUGCUCUUCUUGGGGCGCUGUGCUGUCUGUUGCACAUUUAUGCCUGCUUGUGGCUGUAUGGACUUCUAGGAGACUGGAGGCGCUUUCGUUGGGCAUGGUGGCUCUGUCAGUUCUGGGCACGACUUUUGGAGCUUGCCUGGGCUUUCUGCCUGCUUCUGAUGUCUUCCUGGGUCUUCUGGAGACCCAAUGGAGGAGCACCAAGACAGGAAGGAGCUGCCACAGCAAGCUUGGCCUCACCCUCCCAAUCAUCAGACUCUACCAGCAGACAUACUUGCUGGGCGAAGAUUGUGCAGAGCCUCAAGGUAAGGCAACAAAGGAAAUCCGAAAGCAAUGGGAUUGGAGGGUCAAAUAGUGGUGCAGGGGCCGGAGAGUUGCCCAAUAACUGGGCAGGACAGGAGCGAUCAGGGGCAGACAUUAGCAAGAGCCUCAUACGAAAUCGUGAUCCACUCAAAGACAGCAAUCAUUUGCGCAAUCUGAAAGGCUCUGCAGGUUCAUUGCUAAGGCUGCAGGCACUUGCUCAGCCACCUCAGCGCGCUUUAAGCAGCAGUUUGGACAGGGACAAGGAGUCAGCCAUAUCCCUCUGCGAUUUUGACCUGCGCCCGCCAACCCCAAUUGACCUCAGCCGCAGUAUUGAUGAGGCACUUCAUCGUGAGCAUCUAUUAUGGGGUGAAAGUUUGUUCCAGCCACUGCGACCGCCAUCACCUCCUCCGUCUCCGGACCUGUGGAUGCGACGGAAUAGUGACCCCCAAAUCACGCUGUCAUUGAGCAGUGAUGAACACACAUUGCUCACAGAGUCCUCCGCAGGUCUGGAUCGCUCCAUUCCUAGUGCUGUGCCCAGCCGACAAGUCACAGCGCCCCCCACACCCACUCAUCAGGGCUUCCGUUGGGUCUCUGAGGCACAAGUGCCUUCCUCUUUGUCCUGCCCGGUCUCACUGCACCCUUCCCCAAGCACAAGCCGUGACCUCGUGCCCAGUGCAGAAAACACAAGGCCGUUUCUAACCCCUGACCUUGACAGUUCACUAUCAAAUACCAGAGGGGGGCAAAGUUACUUGAAAGUCGCUCGAAAUGAUGACUCAGCCAGUGUCAGCAGUGACAUUAUUGACCUUUGAACAUGUUAUGACGCACAGCAACUCCAGAUUACAACACAUUCACAUUCUCUAAAAAAUAGAGAUUAUACAUUUAAUCCUGACUUGCAGUUUAAUUGCUGUAUAAUGGCACUUAAAGGGGAGGAGGAACAUACUGUUAGGUGGCUUCAUCAGAUUUUAUUAAAUGGACUGAAAUGUUAAGUGCAGUAAGCACUGGAAAUAUAAGUUUUUCCUUUAAAAGUCUUGUUUACAGUAAUGCACAUACUAUAGAAGUCUAUGGGGCAAAGCAUACCAGAGGCAGAAAUCUGCAGCUUGUAUUCGCUAUUAUUAAUGUUUUCGUACAAAAUGUGUGUUAUUUGAUCUGUAAACUUGUCGUUUUAGUGGUGGGAUCACUAUUUUAGGCAAAAUAACCUCUAGAUGUGAAUUAACGUAAUUUCUGUUGGUGUAGUUGCUCUACGUAAAAUACUUUGGCAAAAAGUUAGUAGUCUCCUGUUGUCACAUGUUAUAUUUAAGUUUUGUGGCUGUACUUUGCAGUAGUGUGCGUAUUUUGAUGUUUAUUCUGGUGCAGUGCCUUGUCCCAUAGAGCAACCUAAGUGUUACCUUAGCAUGCAUUGUGAGAGCUGUGUCUGGACAGUGUUUUUUCCCCCUGUUGCACUGCAUUUGAACAGAAAUUAUACUGGAUGUGCCAGAACAUGUUGACUUUCUGGCCCAUUCUUUGUACUUCCAGUUUAUUCCUGCAAUGCAGCAUACCUAAAACAUACUAUUCUCACAACUGGAGUUAUGUUUAGUAAAAUAAGUUUGAUAUAAAUGACUUGUCAGCAAAGCAGACCAGAAUUUGGUGGUUGGUAUAUUCAGCGGUUUAGUCAAAAUUUCAACACAGCUGGAUGCUCAACUCAUAACUACUUUAUUCGAUACAGAAGAACUCUUAUGUGAGCAAUAAAUUAUAAAAAGCUGUGAGUAUAACUUAGAUUAUGUAUAUACUAUAUUUUUGUUUGUAAAUAAUGAUGUAUUCUGAUUACAUUUAAUGCAUUUACUGUGAAUGACAAUCUUUCCUACUGCAAACAUAUACUGAUCCUGGCAGAAUAAGGACUAAAGAUACACUAGAUUUCUCCAGGCAUAUCUGUCUGUAGGACAAUAAAACAGGUACACAUCCUGAGAAAUGUUAAUGUGCACCAUUUAAGUGUGACAUGAAAGGAACAUGAUUCUAUGCUUUGUACAUUUUCUUGUUGUUUAGUUGAAAAGUUUUGUUCCUCUCCCUUUCAUUUUUAAAAUGGCAAGGAACGGUUUUAAUAUUACUUUUAUAUUUGCAAAUAAACAGGAUGUUGUAUAUAGAGAUUCCAGUCAGAGGUUGAUGAGCAAGUUUUUGUUUAGUGGUUUCAGUUGCCUAUUCAUUGUCAGUCACUGACGACUAUAUAGCUGUAUUAACAUUUGCAUAGGUUUCCCUCUUACAAAAUAAAUAAAUAAAAAUCAGUGCCAUAGCAGAAAACAAAUACUUUGACUUAACCAGGCACUAUCUGUGCUUGUAUUGUGCUGUGCCAUAUUUUGACUGAAUUAUUUUCUUUCUUUCUUUUUAUUGUUUUCAGCUAAAGUCUGCUUUCUAUGCAAAUUGGACUUUAUAGAAUGCACUGUUUGCAUGGUACAAUUGACUGUGCUUUUGCCAGUUGUGGAAAGCAGGCAUGCUAUUACUGGUCACAGCAGCAGUAAUUCAUCAAAUGAUGCUCAAAUAAUGUAGAAGCACAUUAUAACUGGGCAAGCCAUCACACAUGGUAAACUGUCAGGCACAAUUUGGCCAUUUUAAAGAGAUGAUUCAGGACCCUGGACUGCAGUAGUGGAGUAUUGCUGUACAGUCCCAGCAAAUUAGGCAGUAGUGUGUCGUAUCCACCACAACCUAAUACUCAGAACUGGCCUGCAAGCUGGGGAAUCGCACCAGACAUGUUUACACCAUUUCCUUAUUUGCAAUUUUUUUGUGGGUCCUAGAAUAAAGCAGACAGUGCAUUAAAAACAAAACAUGGGCACUAGUCAUUCUUACUGAAUUUUCCCCCUGAAUUUUUUACUUUUAUUUAUUUAGUCCCAAUGCAUUUUUGUAUGGUCAAGUUAGCUUUUGAAUAAAACAAAUGAAAGAGCUGUCAUCAACAUACUGUACUGAAUAUGAUAAGUAACUUUUUGAUGGGACAGUUUACACACUGUUAUUUUAAUUAUAUUUCAUGAAACUUUAAUCAUCUAAAUAAGCACCACUGUCUUUGUGAAAGAGC
This is a messenger RNA of Sinocyclocheilus anshuiensis, 6381 nucleotides long. Its product is annotated as proline-rich transmembrane protein 3-like. NCBI's taxonomy places the organism in Eukaryota, Metazoa, Chordata, Actinopteri, Cypriniformes, Cyprinidae. The record is from RefSeq and is a predicted model, not a curated record. The transcript has 5 exons. Bases 1163 to 4153 code for a protein of 996 amino acids.